Messenger RNA from Orbicella faveolata, 2189 nucleotides. RefSeq names its product vesicular inhibitory amino acid transporter-like. Lineage: Eukaryota; Metazoa; Cnidaria; Anthozoa; Scleractinia; Merulinidae. The record is from RefSeq and is a predicted model, not a curated record. Gene Ontology annotation, cellular component: vacuolar membrane. Gene Ontology annotation, biological process: amino acid transmembrane transport. Gene Ontology annotation, molecular function: L-amino acid transmembrane transporter activity.
UACGGCGUAGUGUGGACGGGAUCUGGAUGUGUUUUAGUAAAAAAAACUACAAUAGCCUCUAAUGAAGGUCAAUGCAUUCCUGCGUGCAUCUGUUGUACUAUUUGAACAUAUUUAGCUUUGUUUCUCGCGCACUUGUACGACGGUCAUUAUCUUCUCGCCUUCCAACCAGGAGCACGUUUUCACACCAGCUUAGCAUAGCAUUCGUCAGAUUCUGUCGUGAAAUAUGUCGUUAAGAGAGGGAUACAGUAUAGUCGAGGAGACUUUGGAUCAAGAGAUCGAAGGUCACGAAAAAAGUCUUGACGAGACGAUAGAGAAGAUGAAAAAAAUCUCAACCAUGGACACCUUCUGGAACGCGUGUAAUUCCGUUCAAGGGCUAGCCAUCUUGUCCAUGCCUCUGGUGACACUGUUUGGAGGUUACUGGUUCAUUUUCGGUAUCAUAGCCAUCGCAGUGCUGUCUAACUAUACCUCCAAGAUCUUGAUAGACUGCCUUUAUGAGGAAUUUCCUGGCAAGGGCCGCACACGUGUUCGCAACACAUACGCAGACAUCGGAGAUGCAUUCUGGCCCAAGUACGGUCGACACAUGGUGGAUGCAACAAAGUUUUUUGAGUUAAUAUUUGUUGCUACCGUAAAUCCAAUCGCCUGUGGUGAGGCUAUUUACUACACCCUUCCUUAUCUGCCGGUCGGAAAGCAAGUUUGGAUCUUAAUUUUUGGCCUGGCCAUGAUACCAAACGUUUUUCUUAACUCGGUGAAAUUACUCUCCAAGAUCAGUAUGCUUACAAUCUUUUUCGCGUUGGCAAACUUUGUCAUAAUAGUAGCUUAUUGCUUGGGCAAGAGCGCUUCCUGGAAUGCCGAAGAUUUGCUGGUAUUUGAUCCUUUCCGGUUUCCCCUGACACUCGGAGUCGUGCUGGCUAGCUACUCCUCCCAAAUCUACCUCACGGUACUCGAGGGCAACAUGCGCCAUCCUGAGAAGUUUAACACCGUCAUAAACUUUGCUUACAUCGCCAUGACCGUGUUAAAGAUCGGAGUGGGAGCUUUCGGUUAUUUGACUUUUACAGACAGCGUCGGUGACAUGGUGUCUAACAACCUUCCGCUAGGACCUUACCGGAUCACCGUCAACGUCGUGGUAACAGUCCUGUCCUUCAUGGGCUAUUCCCUUCCCAUGUUCGCCGUUUUCGAUAUGAUAGAGAAGUCAGCCCCGCGGUAUUUAACAGCCAGGUUUCUCAAUGACGAUGGAAGCCGUCCUAUUGUUCCAUGUGUGGUGCUGUUACGUUUGAUGCUCACAUCCCUGACCAUUCUCAUGGCAGUCCUUGUUCCGCACUUUACUCUUUUUGCCGCAUUUAUCGGAAGUGGUACAGGUACUGCCAUCGCGCUGAUUUUCCCCUGCGUUUUCUACCUGAAAAUCUUCUUCUGGGAGUUGAAAUGGCAGGAGAUUAUUCUAAAUGUUUUCAUCGUAUGUUUUGGAAUACUAAUGGCAGCUUGUGGGAUAAUUUCCACGGGACAUGAGCUAUAUCUCACCUUCACUCAUGGUACAGAUUUCUGAGCCUUAGACACAAUGGUACAGUGAAGUGAACUGAAUACAUAACAUUCGCCGUACACUAUUCUUUCAGAAACGUUGUCCAGUAACCAGUCCGGUGGUAACUGACCUAAAAUAAAGGAUAAGCAUGUUUUGUUGAUGUUACGGAAAUUGAGACCGAGGUUAUGUUUUUUCACCUUUCUGAUGUCAGAAAGCGAUAUUUAACCACUGUACACGUCGUUAAAUACGCGUUUUAAAAUGUUCUGUUGUUUCCAGAAAUCGUUUAAAAGUUAUGGUUAUUGUGUCGGAGUUGCACUGUAUGGGUGGAUUUAGAAACAGUGGCAUAAGAAUUGUUUAGUUUUCUAGAGAUCCUUCAGAGUUGAUUUAAAAUUUUGCGUUCAAGUUUCAAAUAAAAAGUGUAAAUGAUAAAUAAAGAGGAAAACCACUCGGCACCGAAUCAAUCAAAUUAAAAGAUCAUUAUUAAAACUAUUACAUACGUUGAAUUACACUACGUAUACCUUUUUUUAAGAGACUGUUGAUAGAGGUCAUUGAGUAACCAAGCUUUCAAUAUAACUAUCUUUGUGAACGUUUUUGUUUUUCACGCAUUUUGAGUGCGUUUGAACCCCGAUUGCAACACUUCCGCAUUCGGGCAUUGCGUAAUUUUUUUCGGGCAAGG